Molecule: messenger RNA, 1722 nt
Organism: Oncorhynchus keta (chum salmon)
Lineage: Eukaryota; Metazoa; Chordata; Actinopteri; Salmoniformes; Salmonidae
Product: galactose-3-O-sulfotransferase 3-like
Exons: 4
Coding region: 571-1635 (354 amino acids)
Biological process (GO): glycolipid biosynthetic process
Cellular component (GO): membrane
Molecular function (GO): galactosylceramide sulfotransferase activity
Source: RefSeq, a predicted model, not a curated record
CAGACUUUUGACGCGAAGCGCCUGCUUCAACCUGGCCCAACACAGAAACACAAACAAUCACAAGACCACUUCGGGUUUCCUUCACCGAUUCCAUACCACCCAACUCAAUUUUCACCCACCCUGAAACCAAAAAUGGAUCCGCCAAAAGCUUAGAGGGUGAGGUCAGGUCUGUCAGUUUCUUUAAGCUCCGGAACCCAGUCUCACCUUCAAAGUCCCAGAGUCUAUUUACCAUGCUAGGAGGGAAGAAGGUUCCAGAGGAAAGUGUUUCGGGUGGGCCACAGAAAGGAGACGACCCUCCGCUGGUUGUCCACCCAACUUUGGAGACACCGUGUGAUGGGUCUCCUGAUGGCUUUGUGUGUCACCUUGUUACUCAUGCUCCUGGCUACUCAGUCAUUGCAGCAUCCAAGCCACUGUGGUGGGCACAAGGGCCAUAAGGUGUAGGAGAAGGGAGCACUUUCCGACAAUGCUCCUCCAAACACCCCCAUCCCAUCCCACACUGCCCCUAACAGCAGGAAGGAGGUUCAGACACCCAAUCUGCAGCAUCAAAGAGAUCCCAAUGGGUACACCUUUAUGAGGACAAGGAGGAGCCCUCCACCUGUAGCUUUCCUCAAAGCACACAAGACUGGAAGCAGCACUGUUCAGAAUCUGAUGUUCCGCCUUGAGGAGAAGGAGAACCUCACUUUCGCCUUCCCCUAUUACGCAUACCAGUUCAGCUACCCAGAUAGGUUCCGAGUAGACUUUGUAGAUGAGCUGCCACCGGGUUCCUCUCAGUUCGACAUGCUCUGCAGCCACAUGCGGCUGGACCUGGGACAGCUGAAACAGGUGAUGCCCAAGAACACUAUCUACAUCACCCUGCUGCGUGAUCCUCUACAUACCUUUGAGUACGUUUUCAGCUACUACACUUCCACUGUACCUGCCUUCACUCUAGCCAAAAAGGCAGCUGACACAGCUAACAGGAAGUCAGCCCUCUCAGUCUUCCUGGAGGCCCCAGAGUCCUACUGGGACCCUACAGAACCUGGAAAUGGCCUAGCCAGGAACCCUAUGAGCUUUGACCUGGGCCUCAGCAGCCAAGAGUGGAACGCAUCCUGGCCCAUGGAGCUGACUCAGCUGGAGGAGGCCUUCCAGCUGGUAAUGAUUGCUGAGCACUUUGAUGAGUCUCUGGUUCUCCUGGGGGCUCUGCUGCAGCUGGAGCCUGAGGAGCUGGCCUAUGUGCACCUGAAUGUCCGCGCCCCCUCGGACAUCACCCCGAUAGAGGACGACACCAAGGCCAGGCUCUGGGCCUGGAACAGUCUGGAUGUGCUGCUCUACAACUUAUUUCUGCAGGUGUUCUGGGAGAAAGCUGAGCAGUAUGGCCCGGGGAGACUGAAAAGGGAGGUGAACCUACUGAGGGCCUCCACACAGAGGCUCAGACAGAAGUGUGUGGCCAGAGGAGGAGUGCCCCCUGGUGAGCUGGAGGACCUGGUCAGGCCCUGGCAGACCGACAUAGUCACCAUCCUGGGAUACAAGGUACGAGGGAACCUGACUCUGCAGGAAGAGGGGCUCUGUGUGCGACUAGUGCUGCCUGAGCUACAGUACCACUCUCACCUGUAUUUCCAGCAGUAUGGCCAUGACAUGAGGUCCAUACCUACAGACUAAUGUGCAGCACUUUCCCUUUUAGAUACUACACUGCUCAGAAUUUCUGCUUUUGAUGCAUUUUUCCAAUAAACCAGAAAUACUAACAUU